This is a messenger RNA of Nasonia vitripennis (jewel wasp), 3116 nucleotides long. It is a transcript of the gene Dop1R2, whose product is annotated as dopamine receptor type D2. The record is from RefSeq and is a predicted model, not a curated record. Gene Ontology annotation, cellular component: membrane. The coding region runs from base 528 to 1988 and encodes 486 amino acids. The transcript has 6 exons. Gene Ontology annotation, biological process: adenylate cyclase-activating adrenergic receptor signaling pathway. NCBI's taxonomy places the organism in Eukaryota, Metazoa, Arthropoda, Insecta, Hymenoptera, Pteromalidae. Gene Ontology annotation, molecular function: G protein-coupled receptor activity.
GACACGUGAUACUAACGUUGGAAAAGCUAAAGUAAGCGUCAUAUUUAUAAUAUCUGUAUAUAUUUACGUGCAUCUAAGACCGGAUAAAUACAUAACUAAAAUGAACAAUUUUCUUAAAGUUAUAACGCUAUGUUAUUAUUACUAUGAAAUCUAUCUUAAAAUGUAAGCGCAAAGCAGAUCAGUUAAAUGACACACAAGAAACUUGGACACAAUGAUUUCUGAAAUUAUUUCAAUUUUCGCAAUUCUUAAAACAAGUAAAGCUAUAGUAGGAUUCGAUUGCAGGGCAUCUGAUCCAAUCAUCACCACGUACCCUCUACUUGAUUCCGGGGAGUGCGAUUUCCAUCAAGAAGAUGUAAACGCGACAAACGUCACCAUACAACUACUACAAUUGGCAGAAUUAAAAAAAAAGCAUAUUCAUCAUAUCGUAUUCAUCUUUACAUAAAUCAGGAGAUAAAUUCAAAAGUAUAGAUAUAAUGUCAAUUACAGUAUAAAAUGCGGUUUGCCAGUAAUAUAUUGCCUGAUUCAAGAUGAAUUCAAAUAUUCACGUUCAGGAGAAUAGUAUUCUUUUUGUUAAUGUAGAUGAAACUACUAUCUCUGAUCAGGAUAAGUUCCUAUUGAAUAAUAAUAGUACAUACGUUUAUUUCUUUGAAAUAACUACUAAAAGAGCAAGUUUGGGAAUAAUAUUGUGUCUCUUUUCUAUUGCAACUGUUUUUGGUAACACUCUUGUAAUCAUAGCCGUUAUCCGUGAGCGUUAUCUGCAUACAUCAACUAAUUAUUUUAUUACGUCAUUGGCAUUCGCGGAUUGCCUUGUGGGUCUAGUAGUUAUGCCAUUUAGUGUUAUUUAUGAAGUAUUGGAAAAACAUUGGCUUUUUACGCUUGAUUGGUGCGAUAUUUGGCAUUCUCUUGAUGUCCUGUUUUCAACUGCUUCGAUUUUAAAUCUCUGCGUGAUAAGCGUUGAUCGUUACUGGGCAAUUAAAGAUCCAUUUAGUUAUCCAACACGAAUGACACGUAGGUUAGCUAUUUUAUUAAUAGCAUUAGUUUGGCUCGCUUCAAGCCUUAUAUCUUUUCCUGCUAUUAUAUGGUGGCGAAUAGUACGCUCUGAUAAUGUCCCACAAAAUAAGUGCCCUUUUACAGUUAAUCUUGAAUACAUAAUAUUUUCAUCGUCAAUAAGUUUUUAUCUGCCUCUGUUUGUUAUGGUUUUUACUUACUAUAAAAUUUAUCGUGAAGCAAUUAUACAAACAAAAAGUUUGCGUAUUGGGGAAAAACAAGUGAUGCUUGCUUCAGGUGAAUUGGAGCUAACUCUACGAAUGCACAGAGGUGGUAGUUUUCCAGCUGAAAGCACAUCAGAAACUUUACAGGAUUUUGGAGUUGGAUAUACAAAUUUCCACAAUAUUCGAUCUACAUGUUCUCCAUCUGUAAGAGUUAGUAAACAGUAUUUAUUUACUGCAAAUAAAAAUUUUUCAUUGUCUAGAAAAUUUGCAAAGUUUUCAAAAGAAAAAAAAGCUGCCAAAACACUUGGCAUUGUCAUGGGAGUAUUUAUAAUAUGUUGGCUUCCCUUUUUUGUUGUUAAUUUAUGGUCAGGAUUUUGUGCGAGAUGCAUCUGGCGAGAAGAAAUAAUUUCAGGGGCAGUUUCAUGGCUCGGCUGGAUUAACAGUGGCAUGAACCCUGUUAUUUACGCUUGUUGGAGCAGAGAUUUUCGAAGACAGCAAGAACAAAAUACUAAAGGCUCUAAGCGAGGAACCGGACAAUAUGAAUCAAAUCGUGGAUACUGCACUAUUUAUCAUAAUCACAAAUCUUUGGCUAGGACAGGCCACCAUUCAGUUUAUCCAGAAGAAGAAGCCCAUAAUACCAACCGAGCAGCUAUACCUGGCAUAGCCUUUACAAGAAUACUGUGUUCAUGUUGUCCUCGAAGAAUGCGAAGACGUUAUCAACGAGCAUUUAGAUGUAAACCAAAUCUGGUACAGCAGCGAAAGCGACCAAUGAGAUAACAUUAACGAUGGAGCGUAAUAUUUCAGAAAACUUUUUUUACCUGCUCAUAUCACUGAAAUCGAUUGAAUCUGAAUACUCAAUUUAUAAUACACCAGGAAAAAUAUAUUAACUUUUCAUUGUUUUUACUAUUAAAAAUUGUGGUUUAAUAUUAAAAAAUUGAGUUACAUAAUUUUCCAGAAUUCUCUUUUCGUCACAUAGAAUGUUUGAAUACUAUAAAUAAAAUAAAAACAAAAUUGUUAAAUAGACAUAUUUAUUUUUGCUUUCUCAUAGAUAAUUCUUUGUAAUAGUGUGAGUAUUUUUUUUUCUAAUAAAAAAGAGGGCAGUCGAAACCGUCUUACCCUCAGCCACACUGUAUGUUCGAUUUGCACUGAAUAAAAAACGUACGCUUUACGGCCAGAUUCAUGCACCUGACUGUGACGCAAAUCCUCUUCGAAGCCUUACCGACCUUUAGUAAAGACUACCUAGCUCCUACGUUUCUUAGCAUCGGGUUGGAGAGGGCAAGAUCAACCCUGUGACCCCGUUUCUCUGCAUCAGUCUUAGAAGUAUUUUGUAUUUGGCCUCUUCAGCCUCGCCUCUUGUAACACCAUUUCUGGCUAUCUUGAGAAUCGUUGCUGUAUAAUUGAUUACUGUACGCUACCCAUACUUCGCAGUCAACAUAGCUGUCAUGAGUGACUCUAGCUAUCUCUAGCUCUAACUAUCGUAACACUAGUCAACGAACACCUUUUUCAUUUAAAUGCAACAAAAGAUAAGAUAACCGUACUCUAGAUAGAAUACGAUAAAGAGAUUAUAAUAGAAACGCGAAAUUAAAAAUAUCAGAAUAUAUUCAAUAAUUCAUUAAAACAGAAUAGAAACAACGUGACAGGAAGAGUAAACAAAAUCCGAAUAGAAAUAAAUAAAAUCAUUAAAGAAUAUAAAACGUGAUAGAAAGAAACCGAAGUUUUAUCAUAGAACGAAAAUUCAAUAACGCAAAAUGAUUAAAUACAUGUCGCUUGGAAAUGUAUAGGAGUAAUAUUGAACUAAAGUACAUCGACAUACACUGACAUGCACACAAACAGCAAAGCAGAGGAAAAAGGCGAAGGAAUGCGAAGCCAGGGGCAUCGAUAUGUACGUACACAGCAAAAAAAAAA